AGUCUGUGCUGAACUGAAAGGUUCUGGCGGGGAAGGUUGGAAGGAGGUUUCACUCCCUGUCCUGAGCAUUACCUAUUCUUCCGCAGCAGCGGUGGAGCAGGCUGGUCCAGGAAUGCUGCCUUCCUCCUGGGCCCCAUACUCAGGCCCAGGCUACCUGGGCCAGACUGUUCUCCAGCUGAUCUCAUACAAACACUCCAGACCUCCAGCAGCCCCAGGAGUCAAAACACCAGCGGCUCUACAGCUGCCUGCAGCCAUGUUGGCCCUCAGUCUGCUCGCGCUGGGUCUGCUCGCCGAAGUGGCACCUGCCAGCUGUCAACAAGGUCUAGGGAACCUUCAGCCCUGGAUGCAAGGCCUCAUUGCUGUCGCUGUGUUCUUGGUCCUUGUUGCAAUCGCCUUCGCCGUCAACCACUUCUGGUGCCAGGAAGAGCAGGAACCUGGGAGCACGAUGAUGAUCACUGGAAACAAGGCCGAUGGGGUUCUGGUGGGCAUGGAUGGCAGAUACUCUUCAAUGGCAUCUGGUUUUAGGUCCAGUGAGCACAAGAAUGCCUUCGAGAAUGUUCUGGAGGAAGAGGGCAGGGUCCGCAGCACACCCAUGUGACCAGCUCCUCUAUGGCCCUAGUCCCCAGGCUACAGGGAAUGUGGAGUUGAUGCCUACCAUCUCACCCAGCCACUGUUCUACAGGAAUCUAUUGAAACAAGCUGACCUCUCACCUCUCUUGAAUCACAGCCAUCUCAGGCUAGGACUCAGACCAAGCUGAGCACAGCUUAUGCUGUGGCCCGGGGGUUCCCUGGGGUCUUCCAGCCAGUUCUGAGGAGCUUUGUAAAGAGACGCCUGGCUCAGCUCCUCCCCUCCCUGCUCCUCCUGCAACUAUGGAAGUGGCUCUUAUUUCUGUGAAAUAAAGACUUUUUAUACUUCUGGG
Rattus norvegicus (Norway rat) is the source of this 919-nucleotide messenger RNA. The record is from RefSeq and is a predicted model, not a curated record. NCBI's taxonomy places the organism in Eukaryota, Metazoa, Chordata, Mammalia, Rodentia, Muridae.